Molecule: messenger RNA, 405 nt
Organism: Eimeria mitis
Lineage: Eukaryota; Apicomplexa; Conoidasida; Eucoccidiorida; Eimeriidae
Product: high-affinity cGMP-specific 3',5'-cyclic phosphodiesterase 9A, putative
Exons: 5
Coding region: 1-405 (134 amino acids)
Source: RefSeq, a predicted model, not a curated record
AUGUAUCGGGUGAAAUCAAGGAGAGCUCGCGAGCUGCCUGUAUCAGCCUCUCGCCGCCUCGCAAGUUUGGUGGAUGUUAGUUUAGAAGAAGAAGAAGAAAAAGAAGAAGAAAAAGAAGAAGAAAACGCAGAAAAGUCAACAGAAGAAACAGAAAAAAAAUUAGAGCCUCUCGCGUAUACACAGUCGGCUCCUCCUCCAAAGCAACGUAGAGACCCCGUUUGGUGGAUGAAUUCAACGGCUUCUCUGAAAGUGCGGAUUCCUCCAAACCACGUCAUUCAGUCUCAGUUUAACCUCGCUUCAGUUUCUUCUUUCGAUGUAAAAGCUUACACAAUGCAUGAUCUCUUAGAUUGGGACUUUCAUGUUUUGUCUCUGCCAGAACCUGAGGCGGUUCGGCUCUGCCGGUAA